Apiotrichum porosum is the source of this 990-nucleotide messenger RNA. RefSeq lists its product as uncharacterized. Lineage: Eukaryota; Fungi; Basidiomycota; Tremellomycetes; Trichosporonales; Trichosporonaceae. The record is from RefSeq and is a predicted model, not a curated record. The transcript is spliced from 2 exons. The coding region runs from base 1 to 990 and encodes 329 amino acids.
AUGGCGUCGACAAGGCCACUCGUCCGUGCCCUCCACACCACCCGCGCCGUGCUCAACGUCGCCGGUGGCCCUGCCGCUGGCGGCCCCGUUGCCCCGCCUGCCGCUGGCAAGCAAACCCGCCAAAGGCCAACGUUCACACACAAGACCGCCGCGGCCCUGGGUUUCUCGGGCGUCAAGCGCGAGCGUGUCCUUCCGCAGAUCAACAUGGGCUCGUCGAGCCGCAUGUCUGUCAGGACCUCUGGCCACUCCCCGGGGGUGAAAGGUGGCAAUCGCCAGCAGGCCGCCCGCGCCGAGGGCAAUGCCAAUGCCACUGCCACUGCCAAUGCCGCUGCCGACGUCAAGGCCGCCCCCCAGGCCGGCUCGCAGGCCAUUGACAUGCCCGCCGAGUUCUUCGAGGGUGCCGAGCACGCCCCGCGCGUCGCCACGACCCCGCGCUUGCGUUCCGCGCGUCCCCCGCGUACCGGCGGUGCAGGCGGCGCACCCCGCACAGGCGGACAGCGGUUCACGAAGCGUCCCGACGGCCGCGUGCCCGGCGCCAAGGCCGGCGCUGGCGGCGCGUCGAGCGGUGCCAACAAGGGCAAGCGCGAGAGGGGUCCCCCCCGUCGUGGCGGCCGCGACAGCAGGGACAUGAACGCGCUCAGCAGGGGCAAGCACCUUCCCCAGGCGUUCGCCGUCGAGGUGCGCGACGUCAGCAAGCGCUCGCUGUUCGGCCCGGCGUCGAUCAUCGCCCCUCCCCUGCGCGCGUACGCCGCAAAGGUCCCCGAGGACUCGUUCUGGGCCAAGGGCAUGGAGCCCAUGGACGCACGCAAGGCCGACCUCCUCCGCCUCGCUGGCUCAUGCGCCAUGUACAUCCCCGCCAAGCCUACCGGUACCGGCACCGACGGCCCCAAGACGGCCCUCGACAUGAUCAAGUACUCGAUGACCCUGCAAAACGGCCUGUCGAUGCGCGCGGCAGACAAGACCGCCGCGUUCGUCAAGGGCUUCCUCUAG